AUGACAGAGGAAGAGUCGGUAUCGAGAGGAAAUAUUGAGGAGUUCUUAUGUUUUACGUCUUUUCAAAUCUGCGACUUUGGCUUCGCUCGAGUCACAGACCCGCAGACAGAUCACGCUGGUUUUCUAAUCGAGUACCACAAGGUGGUAUCGAGCCCCAGAAAUCAUGCUGAACUCAAAAGGUUACACAAAGUCCAUCGACGUGUGCUCGCUGGGCUGCAUUCUUGCCGAAAUGUUGAAUCGUCCGCUCUUCCCCGGCAAACACUACCUCAAUCAGUUGAACUUCAUCCUCGCUAUGGUUUGCUGGUUGCCAUAUUGGGUUCAUAUCUAACAAUCCAUUGUCGUCUCAGUGAGCUCGAUCAUGAUAGCGAAUUUUAUCGUUAG
Molecule: messenger RNA, 381 nt
Organism: Cylicocyclus nassatus
Lineage: Eukaryota; Metazoa; Nematoda; Chromadorea; Rhabditida; Strongylidae
Source: the annotation of a GenBank genome assembly